Messenger RNA from Misgurnus anguillicaudatus (oriental weatherfish), 2306 nucleotides. Lineage: Eukaryota; Metazoa; Chordata; Actinopteri; Cypriniformes; Cobitidae. The record is from RefSeq and is a predicted model, not a curated record.
AAAAGAGGUUUCAUCAGCACACUCUUUCCUGGUCUUGAGGGCGUUGCAGCUUUUGGCGGAUAUAUAGCACGUACAUUCACAGCAAGACAGCAAGAUGCAGAGAAAAUAGAGAGAGAGGGAGGAAUUAACAUUUAAGGAAGACACAUUCCUGCUUUCUUCUAGACAGUCUUUCACGUAGUUAUAUGGAUGGCAGGAAGUAGCUUUGAGACCGAGUUCCUACAGACUCACAACACAUACCGCAAACAACAUGGAGCACCGCCCCUCGCCAUAAACAGAAACCUGUGUCGCUCUGCGCAGGCAUGGGCGGAGCACCUGCUGUCAAUCAAGACCCUCAAACAUAGCCAGAAGGACUAUGGGGAAAAUCUAUAUUAUGCUUGGAGUUCAGGAACCACAAAACUCACAGGACGUGAAGCAGUGGAAAGCUGGUACAAAGAAAUCAAGUACUAUAAUUUUGGCAGACCGGGGUUCAGCUCUGAAACAGGUCACUUUACCCAGGUGGUGUGGAAGGACACAAAGGAGCUAGGGAUAGGAUUGGCCACUGAUGGAAACACAACGUUCGUGGUGGGUCAGUACCUUCCUGCUGGAAAUAUAUCCAAUGCUGGGUAUUUUCAGAGGAAUGUCUUACCAGCCGGCUCCCCUGUAGACCUUAAAUCUACUGGUACUGGUACAGCUGACAAAGUGGGACAAGCACAUGGUGCAUCAAACAUGCAUUCAGACAGAAUUCCUUCACAUCCUCGCAAUGCAGCAACAUCACCACUAGGAGGUAGGAGAGAGCCUUGUGAGAACAGCACCUCCAUGGACAGAAGCUUUGAAACCGAAUUCCUACAGACUCACAACACAUACCGCAAAAAGCAUGGAGCCCCGCCCCUCAACAUAAACAGAAACCUGUGUCGCUCUGCACAGAAGUGGGCGGAACAUCUGCUGUCAAUCAAAACUCUCAUGCACAGUACUGGAGAGCAUGGAGAAAAUGUGUACUAUGCAUGGAGCUCAGCUAGCAAAAAACUUACAGGACGUGAGGCGGUGGAAAGCUGGUACAGUGAAAUAAAAGACUACAGCUUCAGCAGGCCUGGAUUCAGCUCUAAAACAGGUCAUUUCACACAGGUGGUGUGGAAGGACACAAAGGAGUUAGGAGUUGGAUUGGCCACUGAUGGUAACACGACGUUUGUGGUGGGUCAGUACCUCCCUGCAGGAAACAUCAGCAAUGCUGGUUAUUUUGAAAGAAACGUCCUACCAGCAGGUUCCCCUGUAGACCUAAAAUCAACCCCGUCUGCUGACAAAGUUGGACAAGGACUUGCUGCUCUCAGCAUCAAAUCAAAUCUGUUGCCUUCAGCAUCUCACGCUUCUGGACCACCAGCACAUGAUUCACAUCCAUCUCCAAAGAGCAACAGCCAAAAAGGUCACGACUUAUCACAGUUUCGCCAGUCUCUCCUUGAUGCACAAAACAAUUACCGACGGCAACAUGGGGCUCGGCCUUUCUCACUUUGCCCCACCCUUUGUAAAGAGGCUCAGGAUUGGGCAGCACAUCUGAUUAGCAUAAAUACUCUGAUGAACAGCGGCAAAGGCCAUGGAGAAACAAUGUCAUACAAAUGGACCUCCAACAUGGUGCCUCCAACAGGAAAAGAGAUUGCUGAAUCAUGGUACAAGGAAAAUACAAAAUACAACUUUACAACCCCUGGCUUUCAAAAUGGAACUGGUAACUUUACACAGAUGAUUUGGAGGUCCUCAGAGCAAGUUGGGAUUGGUCUGGGAUCAGAUGGAAAGGGCAAGUUUAUCACUGUGGCCUUUUACAAACCUCCUGGCAACAUCACCAACCCUGGCUACUUUCAGGAUAAUGUCAAACCUGCUGGAAAGUGAUCUGCUGAAUUCUAAGCGUUUUACACAUUUUAUUACUAAAUUAAUUUAUUAUUUUAUCACCUAUCACUCAAUCACAUAUUUGCAAUACCAUAUGAAUAUUACAUGAACAUAUAUAUUUUUGAAUAGUCAGCAGAAUAUUUCAACUGCUUCAUGGAUUAUUUAUUUUCAAAAAGCUUUAUAAAGUAUUAUAAAGGUAGUCAAUGUGACUUGCUUAAUAUGCCAAGUCUUCUCAAGUCACAUUUUUUGUGAUAAGUUUUUUGUCAUUAUUCACUGAUGAUGAUGAUGAUGGCAGCUUUGCGUGGAACUUGUGUCUAGCACUUCAAAGCACAUCCAGAAAAAAGCACAAAAAAGAAAGGGUUUUUAAAAGUAGCAAUUUACUUCUUUGCUGCUCACAAAGCCCUGGAGAGGUUGGGUGGGAAUGCAAAACUGGACUUGCAUGGUGUCAUGUACCU